AAGCUUUACUGGAAAAACUGCACCUGUUGGAUUACCGCUUAUCACACAGCCUUGGUGUGGCAGCAAGAGAGCACGGGAUUUUCCUGCAGAAACUGCUGUCAGGAGAAGGCCUGCGUCUUGCUCGCCAGAGGGCGCCCUUUCACUGCCUGAAGCACGCCUGCGUCAAUCUCCCCGUCGCUGAUUAUGUACCACAGAGAUAGAAAAAGGGGUUGAUCAAUCUCAGGCGAUGGCUCCCCUCCCGGGAGCGGAGCUGGUGAGGAGCCCUUUGCAGCUGUACCGAUACCUGCUGCGUUGCUGCAAGUUGCUGCCAGGGAAGAACGUCCAGGAACACUACAAGCACGCAAUCCGACAGAGUUUCCAAGUCCAUGCUGAUGAAGAUAACCCGGAGCGGAUCCGGCAGAUCAUCAACAGGUCCAUUGAAGAUGCUGAUUGGGUGAUGGAAAAAUAUAAGAAACGAAAGUAGAAACGAAAGAGUUAGAUGGAGAGAAGACACCUCGUUUCUUGAAUCAAUUUGGGUUUGAGAGGACCAAAGUGGAUCGGCAGCCCUCGUCUUUCUCCGGUUGCAAAAUGUACGAUGGCAAACUCUUACCUCGGCCUCCCAGAGUUGAGCUCUUUGCUUUCAGUGAUCAUCCAUUGGCAUAGACAAGCAGGAUGCUGUCGCGAUUUACCAGAUUUCGGAUUCAGACUUAAAUGCUGAACUCCCUUAACAAUGGAGUCAAGGCUUUUAGCUGAAAUAUGGGGAAUGAUCGAAUCUCAAAAAAGGAGCCAUUUGAGAUCUCAGGAUGGAAAGUUGUGUCUGCAGGAUUCUGCUUAGGGCUGAAUAACGAACGUCGCUGUGUUUUGCUGGAAUUCAGAUAAACGAGACAUCCUUGGAUUGGAGACUGCUGCUUGCUUUGAAAUCUUCAUUAAAAACAAGUGCAUGGUAGCCACACUUCUGCUUGCGACCAAUAAAUCAGGUGCCGUUCA
Molecule: messenger RNA, 966 nt
Organism: Lacerta agilis (Sand lizard)
Lineage: Eukaryota; Metazoa; Chordata; Lepidosauria; Squamata; Lacertidae
Gene: LYRM9
Product: LYR motif containing 9
Exons: 4
Coding region: 227-463 (78 amino acids)
Source: RefSeq, a predicted model, not a curated record